Messenger RNA from Zasmidium cellare ATCC 36951, 6645 nucleotides. RefSeq lists its product as uncharacterized. Lineage: Eukaryota; Fungi; Ascomycota; Dothideomycetes; Mycosphaerellales; Mycosphaerellaceae. The coding region runs from base 1 to 6645 and encodes 2214 amino acids. Gene Ontology annotation, biological process: fatty acid biosynthetic process; secondary metabolite biosynthetic process. The record is from RefSeq and is a predicted model, not a curated record. The transcript is spliced from 3 exons. Gene Ontology annotation, molecular function: phosphopantetheine binding; 3-oxoacyl-[acyl-carrier-protein] synthase activity; hydrolase activity.
AUGUCCAACCCAUCUCUCAUCGUCUUCGGCUCACAGACGACCUGGCCGACCGAAGACCAGUCCGCCCUCGUCCGAAAAUGUUUGCUCCUUGAGAAGAGCCUGUUUCCCUUAGUCCAGGCAAUCCGCGACCUCCCAUCACUGUGGAAGGCACUCGAAGAAACCGACCCCACCCUCAAGAAUGUGCCCGGCCCCCAGGCAGCGGCGGCGUUCAAGACAUGGCUCGAUCAGGGCAUUCUGUCACGACCAUCAGAAUCAACAUCGCUCCCCAACGCAUUUGCGACACCUUUGACAGUCAUUGUACACAUCUGCUUGUACUGUCAAUACUUGCAAGACAACGACGACGUAUCCCACGAGGGACUGCAGGAGAGCCUGAAGCAGGGCGGCGUUCAGGGGUUCUGCACGGGUCUUCUCUCGGCCAUUGUCGUCGCUAGCGCCAAGUCCCGGGAAGACAUUGGCAAGCUGGCAGCGACCGCACUCAGUCUUGCCUUCUGCAUCGGCUGCUAUGUUGACGCAGACGGCCAAGAAGACGAAACCAACAGUGGCUACUCGUGCCUGGUCGCCCGAUGGAGAUCUACUGGCGAGAGGGACGCCUGCGAAAAGAUUGUCGAAUCAUUCCCUCAGGCGUACACGUCGGUCAUCUACGACCACAACAAUGUCACAGUCACCAUUCCUCAAUCCAAGGAGGCGGAGUUACUUUCGAAGUUGAGCGAGGGCGGCAUCAUGUCGCGGAAAAUUGAGCUGCAGGGCCGUUUCCACUCCCAUGCUCUGAUCAAGAAGGCCGAGAAGCUUCGUGCCCUUGUCAAAAGAGACUCUCAACUGCAGCUUCCCAACGCCGAUGCUCUCAUUCUUCCAGUCCGCACGAACUGUGACGGCAGGAUCAUCUACGAAGGAAGCACAUCAUUGAUUGCCAUUCGGUCUCUGCUGCUGGAACUGGCCGACUGGCAUCAGACCAUCACAGCCGCGUCUGCGAGCCUUUCGGAUGAUGAGCCCAAGCACAUCUUGUCCAUUGGAUUGUCGGAGGCAGUCCCAACAUCAGUCUCCCGACAGCCUGAUAUCACGGUGUCUCGUCUCGACGCCGCGGGUUCAGCGGAGAAGACUUCGUACUGUCGCCCUACAGAAGGGAUAAGUGCUGAUGCGAUUGCCAUCGUCGGUAUGUCAGCCAAGUACGCGGGCGCGGACUCGAUUCAUGACUUCUGGGAUGUGGUCAAGGAGGGCCGCUCGAUGGUCGAAACGCUGCCCAACUCACGAUGGCCAAGAACGGGCCUGCGUCGAACAGCCGAUGGGGCAUCGUGGUGGGGAAACUUUGUGCAUGAUGUUGACAUGUUCGACCACAAGUUCUUCAAGAAGUCUUCCCGCGAAGCUGCUGCAAUGGAUCCGCAACAAAGGCUGCUGCUUCAGGCCGCCUACCAGGCCGUCGAGGGAACAGGAUAUUUUGGAGCGCCGGUGCAGAUUGAGGAUGUCGGUUGCUAUGUCGGUGUUGCAACGCAGGACUACCACGACAGCAUCGCUGCACAUAAGCCAUCUGCCUUCUCAGCCCUGGGUGAGCUGCGAGCGUUCCUCAGUGGAAGGCUGAGCUACCACUUCGGCUGGACCGGUCCCAGCAUGACAUUCGACACGGCAUGCAGUGCGUCCAUGAUCGCGAUCGAUGCCGCCUGCAAGGCCAUUCAAGACGGACAUGUCACCGCGGCAUUGGCUGGAGGCGUCAAUGUCUUCAGCAGCCCGUAUUUGUGGGAGAAUCUCCGCGCUGCGAACUUCUUGAGCCCAACAGGAGCAACCAAGCCGUUCGAUGCCAAGGCUGAUGGCUACUGUCGUGGUGAAGGUGUCGGACUUAUCUUCCUGAAGAAGCUCACGACAGCCAUUGCCGACGGAGACCACGUUCUGUCUGUCAUUGGCGGCACAUCGGUAAACCAGUGCAAGAACGAGACAUACAUCACCGUUCCCCACGGCCCAUCCCAGACCAACUUGUACAAGGGCCUUCUGGAGCAGACUCGUGUCAAGCCAGAAGAGAUCAGCUUCGUUGAAGCACAUGGUACUGGCACUCAGGCCGGCGACCCUGUCGAAAUCUCCAGUAUCCGCAAUGUUCUUCAAGUGCCUCAACGACGCGAGACACUCCACGUCGGAUCGGUCAAGGGCAACGUGGGCCAUUGUGAGGCUGCUUCAGGUGUCGCCUCCGUCAUGAAGGCUGUCAUGAUGAUCCAGAACGGCAUCAUUCCUCCCCUCGCCAGCCAUACGUCGCUGAACCCCAAGAUCCCAGCGCUCGAGGCCUCGAAGAUGGCAAUCCCAAUGUGCUGCAUGCCCUGGAAGACGGGAUUUAAAGCUGUUCUAGUCAACAACUACGGUGCUGCGGGGAGCAAUGGUGCUGCCGUCAUUUACCAGCCACCGAACACGGGCUCCUCGCUCAAUACUGGCCACUCUUUGAACAAGGUGCCCUUCUUGAUCUCCGCCUACUCGGAGAACAGUCUCAAGGCCUACUGCAAUGUUCUUCGCAACUACGUCAGCAAGCUGGCAUCAGCCGACAGCAGUCACAACCAGCUGGCCGAUCUAGCCUUCAACAUUGCGGAUAAGCGCAAAGUGUUCACAGAGAACGCAUUUGCAACGACUGCAUCCACUCUGCCCGAGCUCGCCUCGACUUUGGCAUCAGUCUCUGGUAACUGUGCAGCAAAGCCCAAGCCCGUCGUGCUCACUUUUGGCGGUCAGACCAAGAGCUUCGUCGGUCUGGACAAGAAACUAUAUCAGGACGUCCCGCUUUUCCGUCGCCACUUGGACGAGGCCAAUAGCGUCAUGCGUGAGCAAGGCCUUGAUGGAAUCUACCCUGCUCUUUUCCAGACGGAACCGGUCGAGGACGUUGUCACCCUUCAUUGUCUGUUCUUUGCAGUGCAGUACGCCUCAGCCAAGACAUGGAUGGCCUCUGGGAUAAACGUCGACGGAAUCAUUGGACACAGCUUCGGUCAGCUGACUGGGCUAUGUGUGUCUGGCGUGCUCUCGAUCCAAGAUGCCGUCAAGGUGGUGGCAGGCCGCGCUGAACUCAUGCAAAAACACUGGGGCCCAGAGCGUGGAAGCAUGCUCUCGCUUAUGGCAGAUGGUGACACCACGACCAAGGUACUGAAGGCACUGGAAGGCGAAGGCCACCGUGCUGAAGUCGCCUGUUACAAUGGUCCUACUAGCCAUGUGCUUGUCGGAUCCAAGUCUGCCAUUGACGCGGCGGAGGAAAUCCUGAAGACUCAGACCGAAAAUCUAGGCAACGUUCGCUCGCGAAGGCUACAAGUCACCCAUGGAUUCCACUCUGAAUUCACCGAGCCACUCCUACCAGGCCUGCUUGAGGUGGCCAAAGGCCUGACGUUCAAUAAGCCAACGAUCCCAAUCGAGACGUGCUCCUCGGGCUCAGCGUGGGACAUCGCCACCCCGGAACGCAUCGUCGAGCACACUCGUACCGCCGUAUACUUUGGCGAGGCAGUGCAGCGUCUAGGCGAGAGACUCGGUGCUUGCACUUGGCUUGAGGCUGGUGGUGAUUCCGGUGUGACAUCCAUGGUGAAGGUAGUGUUUGGCAAAGAAAAUGCGGGUGCACAUACAUUCCAACCCAUUCAGAUGACCGGCGAGGCUGCCAUGGACGGUCUCGCUGACAGCACCGCAGCUUUGUGGAAAGUUGGCCACAAGUUCCGCUUCUGGGCGUUCGAUCGACCGCAGCGACGCAAGUUUGCGAAGCUGUCGUUGCCUCCAUACCAGUUUGAGAAGACGAGCCACUGGCUGAGCUGGGAAGAACCAUCCGCAGCGGCUUCCGUCGCUCCAAUCGUCCAGGGUGUCGACAAGUACGAACUGCUCAAGAUGUCCGAGAAGGGCAACAACGAGUCCAACUUCGCCAUCGAUCCUCGAAGCGAGGAGUUCAAGGCAUUCGUUCAAGGUCACGCUGUGCUUGACAGUCCAUUAUGCCCCGCUGACCUUUACCUGGAGAUUGUGAACCGUGCGGCUCUGGAGCUGAUACCGAGCAAGCAAGAGGUCCUGGUACCCAGUGUUGACGACUUGUCGAUGGUUGCUCCACUCGGUACUGAUCCCAAGAGGACAGUUAACUUGUCCAUGUCCAAACUCGGAUCUUCGCAGCGCGCGUGGCGCUUCCAGUUCACCAGCAAGGACUCGAACGGGAAGCAGACAACGCAUGCAUCAGGCGAGUUCCGUCUCACUCCUCCAGAUGAUCGCCACCUGAAGCACGAGAUAACCCGGUACGAGAGACUGAUUGAUGUGAACCGCGCCAAGGGAUUUCUGCAGGCCAAAGACUCCACCGGUCUUCAAGGGAACCUAGUAUACAGGCUGUUCAGCAGGGUCGUCAACUACGCCGAAGAGUAUCGCGGCAUCAAGUCGGUAUCAUCCAUGAGGGGAGAGACCGCUGCUGAAGUCUAUCUGCCGGCGAAUCCUCUCACUCAUGACUGUCUUUUGGAUCCAAUCGCGGUAGACAACUAUCUCCAGGUCGCCGGCAUCAAGACCAACCUUCUCGAGGACUGCCCACCAAACCAAGUUUAUAUCUGCGGGCAGAUUGGUCGUAUCCAAGCCACAGAGGAUUUCCGCUAUCGCGACACCAAGGCUGAUGUUCACUCGGUAGUUUAUGCCCAGACCCGUGUCACAGGACCCAAAGAUACUCUGAGCGACAUUUUCGUGUUCAGUAACACUGGAAAGCUGCAGGUCAUCAUCUUUGGCGUUCAGUUUACCGGCAUUCCGAUUGCUUCGCUUUCGAGGGCUAUAGGCGCAGUCAACGAGAGCAAUCCAAAUGCAAAGGCGAAGGACGCCCCGGCCGAGAAAACGGACAAGAAAGCACGCCCUCAGGUGCCGUCGACAGAAGAUGUGUCGAAAGGCCUCGCAAAGAAGUCGAAGCCGAAGUCUGACAGCGGAAGCAGCGCGACUGGUAGUACCGCUAGCGAAGAUGCCUUCCCUCAAUUAGCAAAGGUCCUCAGCAGCAUCACAGACGUACCGGCUGCUGAAAUUCAAAGAGGCGCUUCUCUGGACGAUUUGGGCAUUGACUCGCUCAUGACGGCUGAACUUAUCAGCACCAUCAAAGACCAGAUGAACGUCGAGCUGUCCUCGGCAGAGCUGCUCGAUGCAUCUAAUGCUGGCGCAAUAUCCCAACUGCUCACGCCAAGUGCGUCCGGGUCAAACACUACCGCUGGCAGUUCUGCAGACUCUGGGACCUCGACGCCAUCUCCUUACGCUUCUGACGCAUCCACGUCUAUCACCGCGCCUUCAGAAGCGUCGGAUGGCGAUGCUGGCAAGGACAAGAAGGAUGGGCUUUCCGACCUGGCCAAGCUGGUUGCAGAAUACACCGAGACGAACGAUGCAUUGUUGCCGGAGACUGACCUCGAGGAUCUUGGCCUUGAUUCACUGCUCAGUGUGGAGAUGGCACAGGCCAUUAGCAAGCGAUUUGGCACUGAAAUAAGCAGCAAGGAUUUCCUAGGUGGCUCCUUUGGAGAUCUGUGCAAGUUGGUGAUAAAUGAGAAGUCUGGAGGGCAGCAGGAGACAGCGUCCUCCGAGGGUGCCGAACAGCCUGCACCGUGCCAUGCUAAGGUCGAGCACCCCGUCGUCAGCGCUCCUGAGUUUCGGGACGCUGGUCCAACGGAGAGGCGCAAAGUUGGCGACCGUAUGAAGACCAUUUGUUUCAAAGAAGUGGACGGUGUUGAGCUUCUGGCUGAUGUGUACUUGCCCGAUCCCUCGGAAGUGACGGAGAGGAAGCGCCCAAUAGCGCUCAUGAUUCAUGGUGGCGGCCAUACCAUGCUCUCCCGCAAAGACAUUAGGCCACGCCAGACCCAGCUGCUGCUCAAGAACGGAUACCUUCCCGUCAGCAUUGAUUAUCGUCUUUGCCCUGAGAUCAACAUCAUCGAUGGUCCUAUGACUGAUGUACUAGAUGCGCUCCAGUGGGUACGUGAGGUCCUGCCCACGAUGGAUCUCGAAAGGCCAGACCUCCAACUUGAUGCUUCCAAAGUCUUCGCGAUCGGGUGGAGCACGGGAGGCACCUUGACACUGUCAUUGGGGUUCACCAGUCGAAAACGAGGCGUAGAACCUCCAACAGCUUCCCUCGCUUUCUACUGCCCGAGCAAUUACGAGGACAAGUUCUGGCAGGAGCCCAAUUUCCCCGAGAACUCCAAAGACGCCUUUCCAAGCACGUACGAUCUGCUUGAGGGAGUCCAGGAAAAGCCCAUCACGGCCUACAACGUGCCACCAUCGACAGGGUCUGCAGUGGGCGGAUGGUGCAAUAUGGAAGAUCCACGAAGCCGCAUUGUGUUGCACAUGAAUUGCAAGGGUCAAGCAUUGCCCAUUCUCCUCGGAGGGCUUCCACCUAAGAGCAAAGCUGACAAGGCUGUUGGGGAAUAUCUCGAUCUGCCGCAGCCGGAUGUCGAGAAACUCGUCUCCAUCUCACCGUGGAGUCAGAUCAUGCGCGGCAAUUACACGACGCCGACGUACUUGAUCCACAGUACGACAGACGACCUUGUGCCACUGGAGCAGAUGGAGGCAACGCACGAGGCGCUGCGUAGCAAGGGCAUUCCAACUGGCCUCAGCGUUGUCGAAGAUGUGCCGCAUUUGUUCGAUCUGUACCGGGAUAAGCCUGACAAGCGGUGUUGGAAGGCAGUCGUCGAGGGAUAUCGCUUCCUGCAUCAGUAUGCAUGA